UGAAAACCCGUUUGCGCUGAAAUGUGACGCAAUCAGUAAGCGACGGCAAACUAAUGAGAUGGAUUGUUUGAUCACAGAAGUGAGAGUUGUUUGUUAUCGCUGAAGCUUGUUUGACGAUUGCAGAAAUGUGCUUCUUCCUUGGCUUGUAAGGUGUAACCCCUGAGAAGGAUCUCCAUUCUCCACCCUCUGAGACUUCAGUCUGAAACUGUCAACUACCUGGCCAGCCAGGGUGCAGCUCUAGUCCAGGGUCCUUAUCCACCCACAACUCAGGCAGAGAGUCCAUCUACUGGAGAGCUCCCUGGUUCAGUGCCCCUGAGGGCUGGGACCAGCACUCUGGGCCAGAAGCAGCUGUGAAGGGAUGGGGUAGUAGCUGAGGACAGAGCCAUGGUUCAUAACGUCUCAGUCCCCCAAACACCACCGCCGGCACUGGUGGGCACCAAUGGCCGCUCCUCUGGUAGGAAGAGGACACCCAAGGCAUGUGACUGCUGUGGGCCAAACUCUAAGCACCACAAUGGGAAGGACCCACAUGGGAAGACUCCGGGUGGCAAGCCCAGACAACGCAGGGCCCAGCCGGGGAAGGGCAGGGGCCAGGCACUGGGGGAGACCCCCAAGAGGAUGGGUGGUCACCACUCUUCUGAGAAGACCCUGAUGACAGAGGAGCAGGUAACAGCCAUCCAAGAGGAGCUGGAGAAAGACUCAGUUGUGGAGGAGGUAACCAACUCCUUGGCUCCACCUGUAACCAACUCUGUCGGUCAACCUGUAAUGAAUGUUGUGGCUCAACUUGUAACCAACUCUGUCGGUCAACCUCAACCUUUAACAGACUAUAUGGGUCAACCCUUAAUGAACUCUAUGGGUCAGAAGUUAACGUACACUGUGGUUAAACUGGUGACCAAGUCUGUGGUUCAACCGGUAACAACUGCUAUGGUUCAACCGGUAACAUACUCUGUGGAUCAACCUAUAAUGAAGGCUGUGGUUGAGCAUGUUCCUGAUUCAGAGAUGGAGCAGGAGAAUGGUUGUGAAGGGGCUGUGUGCGAGGGGGAGCAGGCCCCUGGUCUGGAGAUGGAGCAGGAGAAUGGUUGUGGUUUAGACAAACAGCCGGUAACUGACUCUAACACGGAGGUCAUGAAGCAGCCCCGGACUGGUGACGCAGCUGUCUCCCUUUCCAACGGUACAUCUGCUGUGCUCAACGAGGAACCAACAGACUGUAGCGCCCCUAUGGAGGUGGAACCAUCAGCCACAGCCUGUGUUUCCCCAGGCAUUAUGUUAUGCAGCACCCUCCACCCCUUCGCUCUGUGGGACCACAGAGAUUACUGUGAGGUGGGAGUGUGGGCUCCAAGCCAUGAGCCAGAAGAGGACUGUGUCUCAGACACAGCACAGCAACCCAACUCUGAAGACAUCCAUGAAGUAAUCAUAGACCUUAUCCAUGAGUUCCUGGCGUUCUUCUAUGUGAAGUACGGGAGCUUUAUCCCCCUCAGUGAGACUGACGUUCUGGAGCAUCUGAAGAACAAGUGUAGCACUGUCCUCCAUGACAAGAAGCUAAACAUCCACUCAGAAAUGAUGAAGUACAAAGCGGCUCUCGUCUCCACCCCUAUGAAGUGCUUCAAAGUGGACUACAACAAGCACACUCUGACCCUGGAGGACCUGUCCACACUGGAUGACCAAAACUGGGUCAACGACCAGGUGAUAAACAUGUAUGGAGAAUUGAUCAUGGAGGCUACACAGAACAAGGUUCAUUUCUUCAACAGCUUUUUCCACAGGCAGCUGGUGGCCAAAGGCUACGAAGGGGUUAAGAGAUGGACCAAAAAGGUGGAUCUGUUUUCCAAGAGGCUGUUGUUGAUUCCUAUCCACCUGGAGAUCCACUGGUCCCUGAUCACAGUGGACAUAGCCAGCCACCACAUCCACUAUUAUGACUCCCAGGGCAUCGUCUUCAAAUACACCAUGGAGAACAUUCUGAGUUACAUCCUGGCUGAGGCCGAGGAGAAGAAACAAGCUGGGUAUCAGAAAGGCUGGAAGAUGACUAUAAACAAGGGUAUUCCUCAACAGAAGAACGACAGUGACUGUGGAGUCUUCAUUUUGGAGUACUGCAAGUGCCUGGCAUUAAAAGAGCCGCUGCAGUUUACACAGGAUGACAUGCCCAAAGUCCGCAAGAGGAUUUACAAAGAGCUCUGUGACUGUAAACUGAAUGACUGAUCAACCGCAGUGGCACAGCCCAGAGAGUACACCUGCCUUUCCACUGGACCAUGGGCUUAACGACUGUUUGACCCUUAUUGUGGAAGGGACAUUAAUACUUUAAAACAUGACGAGCCAAGAAGCUGAAUGAAGUGCAGUGGAAACAGGACACUUUGUUUGACUAACGACAGAGAUGGUGAAAGCAACCAUCUGUCCUUCAGUGGAGGGCCAGCGGUGCAUAGUUGGACUUGUUUUUAUACCUUGAUAAUGAGAGGGACUUUUGAGUUGACGUCCACAAAGUUUCCACUGCUGACUGGCUGACCUGGAGCGAACACUGCUGGUAUGUUUCAGAGGCCGGUAAUGGACCUAUCGGUGUUUAUAACACGUAUCCUAGCUUCAGUUCUUGAAAUGUAAACAGGAGAUUAUAUGGGACAGUAGGUGAAACUUGAAGGUUAUUGUUUUAUAUCAUGUAGUGUUUGCCUGACUAGUGAGGUAGAGAACAAUAACUCAUCGAAGGCUAGCUUUUAACUGAAUAUACUGUUUUAAUGUUACUUAAUCUCAAACCGCUUCUUAGUUCUUGAAACUCCACGUUUGGCAUCACAAACUAGCAGUUUAUCAGAGAGUUAGUUAUGAUUAACCAUGAUGCUCCACUGAGAAUGGCUUCAAGACAACACACACCUCUUCCUGCUUCUGUUGAAAAUAAUAAGUGUAUCUUGACAUUUUAGUGUACUGAGGAAGAAUUUAACGCUACUGCUGUAGAACAGUUUCUAAGCCUUUUAUUGUAUGAGGGCCCGGCCCGCUUUGGUUAUCUUCCUCAUUGGAGGAUCACCAAUCACUUAGGUGGUGUCAGUCACCCAUCUGAGGGUGCUGGUCCACAGACAGGUUGUAGUUGAGAAAAUGCUGCUGUAGAAAUAGCUGAAUCCCAUCUAUACUGUCUGUCAUUAAUGCACAUUUGAGCCCAGUGUAUACCUGGUGCUAACAUGUGCCUUUUGUGCUGUUAUCCACAUUCUGAUUGUGCCCACAUUUUUAAGACAGGUGUAGACGAUUAAAGUGUCUGGAUAUCAA
This is a messenger RNA of Salmo salar (Atlantic salmon), 3234 nucleotides long. RefSeq names its product SUMO specific peptidase 5 (gene senp5). Gene Ontology annotation, molecular function: deSUMOylase activity. NCBI's taxonomy places the organism in Eukaryota, Metazoa, Chordata, Actinopteri, Salmoniformes, Salmonidae. The record is from RefSeq and is a predicted model, not a curated record. Gene Ontology annotation, biological process: proteolysis; protein desumoylation. Gene Ontology annotation, cellular component: nucleus.